AUGUCACGACAAGAUAUAUUUGAUAUUUUCUGGGACAACAGAGGCAAACUCAAGGAUACAUUUUAUAAGGAUAUAAACGGUUUAAUUGCAUUGUUUGAAGCCUCUCAAUUAAGCAUAGAAGGAGAAGAUUAUCUUGAAAGUGCAGGACAGUUCUGCCGCGAGUAUCUUAAUGAGUGGUCUUCGACGUUUCAUGACCAUGCUCAAGUGAAUUUUAUUGCACAAACAUUGAUGUGUCCUAUUCAUAAAACUUUGUCAAGAUUCACACAAACAAUAAUUCAAUCACAAAAUGUAACAUGGACAAAUUCUUUACAACGACUUUCCAAAAUUGACACUCAAAUGGUUUCCUCUCUACAUCUCAAGGAAAUUUUUGCAGUUUCCAAGUGGUGGAAAGACUUAGGUUUGUUAAAGGACUUGGAAUUUGCUAGAGAUGAACCGAUUAAAUGGUACAUGUGGACUAUGGCGUGUGUGAUCGGUGGAUCUGGAACUGACUGUUUAACGCUGGAGCUGAAUCUGGAGUUUCAAACGCUGAUGAAUGAACCAGAGAUGGUUACUGCCUUAGCAUGA
Molecule: messenger RNA, 564 nt
Organism: Vicia faba (fava bean)
Lineage: Eukaryota; Viridiplantae; Streptophyta; Magnoliopsida; Fabales; Fabaceae
Source: the annotation of a GenBank genome assembly